GGGCGCCCACUGUGGUGCAGGGGCUGGGACUGACGCUGUUGGGGGCCUGGGGCGGUGGGCUCACCCAUGGGCCUUUCCAAAAGCAAACGCAAACUGGGGAAAGAUGAGGAGUCGAAGACCCGGCGCGGUUACAUAGUCCCAAAGGCUGAGGAAAGGCGGGUGGACAGACCUUCACAAGAGUCCAAGAAGCCUCCAGACACCAAGCUUGCGGAGAGCUUCCGUGAGGAGAAAGGGGCGGCUAAGCGGCAGUGGCCUUCAUCUGAAUGGGGAGAGAAACCUGAUGUAAAUCCAGAAAAGAAGAAGUUUGCCAUCCCACAGAUCAUCAUCACCACACCCUCAAAAGAGACUGUGAUCAGCUAUGGCUCCACGGGCAUGCAGGAGCAGAGAACCAUUCGGGAACGGGCUGAGCAGGGCCCCUACUCCCGACACAGAAACCCCAGCACAGUAGACGCCUAUAGCAUACAGACCACAGAAUAAACAGGCACCCCAGCA
Messenger RNA from Cervus elaphus (red deer), 492 nucleotides. RefSeq names its product spermatogenesis associated 33 (gene SPATA33). NCBI's taxonomy places the organism in Eukaryota, Metazoa, Chordata, Mammalia, Artiodactyla, Cervidae. The transcript has 3 exons. The coding region runs from base 67 to 477 and encodes 136 amino acids. Gene Ontology annotation, cellular component: cytoplasm; nucleus. The record is from RefSeq and is a predicted model, not a curated record.